UCCGGAGAACAGAAGGAGGAACAGGGCCUGGUUGUGGGCUGGACCACCAGAGCAUUGACCAACAUUAUCCUGCAGGUCAAACCAGGACAGAGGAGCAACAAGCUGCCAGUGAGCUCUCUCCAGUAUGGCAAGUGCCUCAACAUUUCCUGGAGAUAUACCAGCUUGUCCAUUAAUAUCAAAGGUCACAUAAUAAUCGGUCAUGUCCAAAGGGAUUGCAGCAGCCUUCCCUUCUCUGAAAGGAUAUGAUGUGUCUCAACAGUAGAUUGAAUCCAGCCUUCACAAUGGCAGACAGCGGGAAGACUAAUGAGAGUGGAGCUGCAGCAGCAGAACCCGAUAAUGGAGACCAGCAGAAUAUUGUUUCCCGAGUGAGCCAUUUGCCUCUGGUCAGCUCGGCGUGCGGGGCGGUGUCCAGCGCCUACAGUAGCACCAAAGACAGCGUGCCCUUGCUGAAGGGAGUGAUGGAUGCAGCGGAGAGCGGGGUCCGGACCCUGGGGGCCGUGGCCACCACAGGCUCCAAGCCCCUCCUGGACAUUAUAGAACCACAGAUUGCCACGGUGAACGAGUAUGCCCUGAAAGGACUGGAUAAGAUGGAGGAGAAGCUGCCUAUUCUUCACCAGCCAGCAGACAAGGUGGUGUCGGACACAGUAGGUCUGGUGUACCAGUCGGUGGCGGGGGCCAAAGACGCCGUGCUGGGGGUUGCGAUGGGCGGGGUGGAGAUGACCUGGGCAGCCAUCAGCGGAGGGCUCAUGACCGCCAUGGGCACCAGGAUGGGCCAGAUGGUCAGCUCUGGGAUGGGCCUGGCACUGAGCCGCUCUGAGGACUGGGUCGAGCAGAACCUCCCCCUCGCUGAGACCGAGCUGGCUGCUGUGGCUGAACCUGCCGGCAGUGAGGUGACCGCGUCAACCACCCCCCCCAGCUACUUUGUCCGCUUGGGGAAACUCUCAGCCAAAGUCCAGGAGCGAGCCCUGCAGCACUCCCUGGGCCGGGCACGACAUGCCAGGGAUGCCACCUAUUCUACAGUGGCUCAGAUUACCAGUACUCUGGACCUGCUAGAGACUGCUCGCACAGGUCUGGGUACCGCCAGUAACCAGAUAGGAGGAGCCUCCGAGCAGCUGCUGCAGCGGUGGACCGAGUGGAAGCAGAAGCAGGCUGGAGCUGGACAGGCCGAGUCCGAGCUAGAUGGGACCAGAGAUGAUGCUGAGCAGCUGGAAUGGCGGGUCCUCUCCAUGGUGCAGGGUCUGAGCGACCAGCUGAAGUCAGCGUGCUCCAGCGUGGUGUCGAGUGCUCAGGGUCUGCCAGGUGCGGUCCAGGACCAGCUGACCAGCGCACGGCGAUCUGCUGAAGAACUGCACGCCUCUCUGGGGAACACCAGCACCAUCACACCCCUCCUCCUGGAGCAGAGCCGUCACAACCUGAACCAAGUUAAACAGUCCCUGGAUGGUGUCAUGGAGUAUCUGCUGAACAACACACCACUCAACUGGUUGGUGGGACCUUUUGCUCCGCAGAUCACUGAGAGGGCAGAGGGAGCUGCGGCAAUGGAGCCGAGCAAACCACACGACUAGACUUCAAGACUUUGUUGUGUUCAUGAGUUAUUCAAGGUGAUGACAGACGUCUGUGUACUGUAGAUGCACUAUCUAAACAUAAAUAUGCUUGUUUUAAUGAAAAAAGGCCUUUCAUUCAUCAAGGUUUUCUUCAUUAUGCACUAAUUAUUGUAUCUAAACUAUAUGUGAAACUAAAUGUGUGAUAUCAAAGUUAAUGGAAUGUAAUCAUAACCAAAAGCACUGACCUGUGGCCUUUGAAAAUUAACUUGUUUGUGCAUUAUGUUUCCUAUAAGAUUAUAGUGUUUUUACAUAUCAAUGUAUGUAUCCUCUCAUACUGCUGUUUGAAAGACUUUUAAUAGUGCCUUAAAAUAAGUCAAAGCAAUUCCUUAAGAAUAAUCCAAAUGAAAAUUGUCUUUCAACACAGAUACCAUUUCAAUGUUCUAAAUUCACUUUCUGACAAAAGAACCAACACAAUAAUAAAGCUUUAACAAGAUGUAGUGUUCAUAGUGUUUUCAUUUGUUUAAGGAUUUGCAGUUUUUAUUUCAGUAUUUUGUGUCUGAACUUUCAUAGAUUCAGCUAAUGAGCUGUCAAUGAGCUGACAUUUUGCAGACAACUUUUUAAAAACGUACAGUAUUAGUGUCAUGGCUGAAUACAUUAAUAAAGGUGUUAUUCCUGA
Molecule: messenger RNA, 2217 nt
Organism: Trematomus bernacchii (emerald rockcod)
Lineage: Eukaryota; Metazoa; Chordata; Actinopteri; Perciformes; Nototheniidae
Gene: plin3
Product: perilipin 3
Exons: 9
Coding region: 243-1562 (439 amino acids)
Biological process (GO): lipid storage; positive regulation of triglyceride storage
Cellular component (GO): lipid droplet; cytosol
Source: RefSeq, a predicted model, not a curated record